Fopius arisanus is the source of this 1854-nucleotide messenger RNA. Lineage: Eukaryota; Metazoa; Arthropoda; Insecta; Hymenoptera; Braconidae. The record is from RefSeq and is a predicted model, not a curated record.
AUGUUGAUAACAAUAAGCGGAUUAAUUAUUGUUAUCGUAUCAGUGGUAGCGAAUUUCGACGAGCGUUGGAAGUUUCAUAAUUCAGAUGUUACUUCAAUGGCUAUGAAAAAUAUUAUCGAAAGAUGCUACAAGGAUUAUGUUAGGUCGAAUCCGAUGGUUAUACUUGGAGAUUUCGAGGGACGAAUCCUGAAAUCCCUGAGCGAAUCGGUUCUGAUUCCAAUGAUUAUCAUGGACACUCAGUCUGACUGUCUUGAAGGUGAUGAGAAUGAUGAGCUGUAUAAUUUUCAACCCAAUAUCGUGGUUAUCGUGAAAGAAUCACUAGAGCAGCUGAAAUCUGAUUUACAAUUACUGCGACAAAUCAACCGAUGGAAUCAUAUGGCUGGAUAUUUUAUUUUGGAUAGCUCAGAAAAAUCCUGUGAAGAGGCAUUGGACAGUUUAUUAAUAAUGUGGGGUAUGAACAUUCCGACGUCAUCAUACAUUUGUUUGAAUAUAGAUCAGGCAAUUGUACUGUAUACACUCAAUCCAAUAACGAAUUACGCGCCUCAUCCCUGGCAAAUAGUGGCUAAUGCACCAGAGUUUAAUUCCAGUGGCCGAUGGGCUCUUUACACUCAAUUAUUAAAUCCAUAUGACAUUGAUUGCAAGAGCCUGAGAUUUGACCGAAUGAGACACUUGAAUGGCUACGAAAUAAGAGCAUUAGUAGCACCAAAAAACAACGUAUCGUUCAUUCCUGGUAAAAAUUACAAGCAAGAGGGAUACAAAAUGGUGGAGUUCUUCGGUGAAGCUGUUUUUGAUACCAUAAUCAAUCGACUGAACGCAACAUUGUUACUUCAAAUUGAUAAAAUCAAUCUCAUACCACAAUACAUUGCUAAUCAAACAAUGGACAUUGAUAUUAGAUUUACAUUAUCAUUUUCGAAGAUCAACACAGGCUAUCUCUAUCCAUACUUUCAACCGGAAGUCGUUGCUAUUACAAGAACCAAAGAUUACCUGUCAACAAUUGAAAAAAUAUCACAGUUGUGGAGUAAAUCUGUGCUAGCUCUGUCAUUGCUCACGAUUAUAAUCACAUUUGGAGUAAUAGCUGUAUACAAACGACAGGGAUUUUCACUAGCCUUGUUGGAGAUGAUCCGUCUUCUGACUUAUGCCUCCAUCCAGAAUCAAUUUCACAGCACCUCCAUGAGAAUUUUCUUCAGUAAAAUUCUCAUAUUCAUUGUCAUCACUAACGGAGUGUUCCAAGGAAGACUAGCAGCUUUUUUGACAAAACCCGAAGAGGGCUACAAUCCGAACAAUUCUGAAGACUUGAAGAAGUUCAAUUACACAUUGUACGGAAUUCAGCAAAACGUAGAGUAUUUACGCACAAUGUUUCCGAAUAAUCGGGUAGUUCUUGUGACCCAGAAAAAUUGUGUGGAAAAGGCUCUUAGUUCAUUUUCUGGAGCUUGCGUAGGGACUAAAGCAAAGUAUUUGAACACAUAUUGGAUGAAACCAAUUCACAUCACGAGAGAGCCGUUGUUUGUAGAUUAUUGGAACCACCAGUGCCGUAAAGAUUGGCCUCUCAAGCAUCGAGUUGAUGCCGUUCUGACGCAGAUUAUGGAGUCCGGAUUAUUGGAUCGCUGGGCAUUCCAUAGUAUAUCAACGGUACUCGAUAAAAAACAUGCUGAGGACGUUGAACGUGCUGCCUCCAAGUAUCGCCCUGUUGAGCUCAAAGCAUUGGAUUUUUCAUUUAUAUUAUUGGCCAUUGGAUUAGUAUUAGCAACUCUAGUAUUAUUUAUCGAACUCAUCAUGAAGAAAGAAAUUAUCUCUGGAGUAAAAGAAGAAAGGAUGUGUGCUAUUGCAUUAGCCAGACGUAGAACUACCAUUUAA